AUUCUGUUGCGGAAGUAAACCGGACGUGACGCAAACAACGACUUGAACCAUGCUUGAAUGGAGGUGACCUUAGUUAUCAUCAACUUGUGAAGUAAAGGAACUUGGGGUGGACAUUACAAGUCAGUCCAGUCUGGUUUAGAUUCUAAACGUGAGUAUUAGUGAAGACUUCGCUGUGCGAGCAGGACGAACUGAGAUGGCAGAGGCACACCAGGCACGUGUGCACAGUGUGGUGGAAGAAAUGGUCCAAAGCCUGGAGAGGGACAACAUCCGUGUAAUGCAGGGUCGCAUGUUCAGCUGCAGUGCAGACUGCUGUGAUCGUCCCACGGACUCCAUGUCGGUGGUGCAUCGUUGCAUCGAGAGGUGUCACACGCCUCUGGCCCAAGCUCAGGGACUGGUCACUUCAGAGCUGGAGAAGUUUCAGGACCGUCUGAGCCGAUGCACGAUGCACUGCAAUGAUAAGGCAAAGGAUCUGUUUGACUCCGGCGCUAAAGAGCCAGCUGUUCGAUCCAUGAUGGACAGCUGUGUGGGCAGUUGUGUGGACGACCACAUAAACCUGAUCCCCAGCAUGACCCGAAGAAUCAAAGAUAAUUUGAACUCUAUACAGCAGUAAGGAGAGGGAUGGAUGACUAGUCCGUCCUGCAGACUCAGUCUAAGGUCAUUACACAUGCAGAAGCAAAGGGUCACCCAACUCAGCCAGUCUGACCAGUAGAAUAGAGGUCUGUAAUACCAUGAAAGAAUGGAGAGUGAAGUUUAACAUGGAUUGUGUGAUACAAAAGAGUUUUGACAAGUUCUCGCGGCUAUGACUGAAUGCUGCUGUUGUGGAGGUUUAAAACUCCCCACUGAGAUUUGUUAUCUUACUAUGUGUAAUCCACAAACUAGAAUCUCCCUGUAAACUGGGAACUAAAAGUUUUGCUGGGUUCAUGUUUGGAAAACGCAUUCUCGUUUAUGAACAAGACGCCAACUCAAACACGCAUUGAAGAAGAGAAGUGUGCAUUAACAAAGAUAAAUAGGAAAAACUCACUCAGUAUAUAUCUGAGUAUCACAUUUUAAAAUGCCAGAAUAGAGUGCACCACCGACGGUCCACAUGUGUAUCUAUUCUUGCAUUUUGAAUGUACUCAAUGUUCAACUCCUCGGUCAUAUUUGAUUUCUGAAGUUUCUCUCCGGUAUGAGCCUUCUCGUUCUUUAUUUUUUUGUCAUUUCAUUGUUGAGUUCUGUGAUUGUUUGACCUCACGAUGAUAUUUGUUUAUAUCUGUAUUAAAAUUAUUGUAGAUGAA
Molecule: messenger RNA, 1274 nt
Organism: Cyclopterus lumpus (lumpfish)
Lineage: Eukaryota; Metazoa; Chordata; Actinopteri; Perciformes; Cyclopteridae
Gene: timcc
Product: family with sequence similarity 136 member A
Exons: 3
Coding region: 194-610 (138 amino acids)
Cellular component (GO): cytoplasm
Source: RefSeq, a predicted model, not a curated record